Molecule: messenger RNA, 3891 nt
Organism: Saccostrea echinata
Lineage: Eukaryota; Metazoa; Mollusca; Bivalvia; Ostreida; Ostreidae
Product: synaptonemal complex protein 1-like
Exons: 32
Coding region: 37-3585 (1182 amino acids)
Biological process (GO): synaptonemal complex assembly; meiotic DNA repair synthesis; lateral element assembly
Cellular component (GO): male germ cell nucleus; synaptonemal complex; central element
Molecular function (GO): double-stranded DNA binding
Source: RefSeq, a predicted model, not a curated record
UUGAUCAACUGAAAGAUCAUUGCACAGCAGUCAACAAUGCAACAGAUGAGAGAAAAGCAGCAACCCUUUUUUAAACCGUUAUCCUUCAGUGAACAGAAUGUUAAUACAAAUAAUCCUUAUGAGACUUCCCAGGCACCCCCUAUACAAGUACGACCGAAAUUCCAACAAAAUUCAGCACAAUUUCAGACCAGUAAAGUGAGAGAGAAUGAACAAAUCCAAGUUAUAUCGCAACAACAAGAACAGACCCAAGGCAAUGAGAGAAUAUCUUCUUUACAUGUGAAAUUGCAGCAUGAAGCAGACCGUAUUCGGAAAUGGAAAGUCCAAACUGAAAUCGAAAUCAAGCAAAAGGACAAGAAAAUAAAAGAAUCCACUCACACCAUUGAAAGCUUAAGGAAAUCUAUUCUUGAGCUUCAGCUUCAAAAUGAAAGCCUCAGUCUGCGUCUUCAAGAAGAGAUUACCAGUAGGGAGGAAAUUCUUCAUAGAAUAAAUGCUACAAGAGAAAUGUGUAAUCUUUUGAAAGACCACUUGGCUGGUACGGAGGAAAGACUGCAAAAAUGUGAAACAGAGCGUACUGAGCUGAAAUAUAUUGAGAAACAACAUGUUAAGCAGUUUGAGGAGUUAUCAGAAAAGUUUACAAGUCUUGAUAUAACAUCAAAGAAAGAAAAGAAAGAAUUGACAGAAAAAUUGACAGCAGAAUUGAGGAAAGGUGAGGAACUACAAAAAGAACUUAAAAAUCACAAGGAAGAAAUGAAAACUGCAUUGAAUGAUUUAGAGAAAUUGUGUGAUGAGAAAGACAUUGAGAUCCGGGAUGUCAGGGCUGAACUUUGCAAGAAUGAGGAUGAAAUACACAAGAUGAACUCUGUUAUAGAUGAGCUGCAAAGUGACAUUGGAAAUUUACAGAGUGAACUACAGCAGAAGCAAACCUGCCUAACAGAAUCUGAAGAGAAAUUGAAGAAAAUAAUGGAGGACUAUGGAAAAUUGGAGGAAAAACUUUCCAAGACAAGCAAGUCAUUAGAGGACAGCCAGAAUGACCAUUUGUUACUGAAGGCAGAAUUUGAAACCAACAGAUCUUCUUAUACUGAGGAAGUCAAUAAUCUCAGAGGUCACCUUGAAAACCUAAACUGUGCACUUGAUAAUGAGAAAUCAAGAGUGUUCAAUCUUGAAACUUCACUGCAAAAAAUGGAACACACAGUUGAAGAUUUGAAAAGCACAAAAGAUAUUUUGAUGAUGGAGAAAAGUGAGAUGGAGAGGAAAGUACAUGAACUUAAUGAAGAAAAGGCUAUCAUUCUUCAAGAAAGGGAACAAAUUUUUGUUGAAAAAACUCAUUUAGAGGCUACAAUGGGAGGAUUAAAUACAGAGUUGGCAAAAUACAAGGAGGAAAACUUUGACCAAAGGACAGAGUUACAAAGUCUUAACAACCAUCUGGAAGUAGUGCUAGAAGAAAACAAGAAAGUCAAAGAAGAACUCAGUGAAUUAAAUAAAGACAUACUUGCAAGGGAGGCAAAAUUUCAAGAAAUAAAGAAAUCCUUUGCAGAAAAGAUGGAUUUCUGUUCAGCACAGUCUGAGGAACUGGAAAAUGUUUCCCAACAGCUGAAUAAUGAAAGACAAAACAUUGAGCAGUUGCAGAUUAAAAUCAAGGAAGAUGAGAAGUUGAUAUUAAACCUAAACAAUGAAAUUGAUAAUUACAAAGCUGACAUUAAUAAAUUGCAAAAGGAAAUCAAGACACUAUCAAAGAAGGAGGAAGGCUUACAGAAUCAAAUAAACAAAUUGAAAAGUGUUGAAAAAGAGUAUGAAGAAAAACUUGAAAAUAUUCAGAAGGAGUUGGAAGCAGCAUUGGAAGAAAAUGAGAUACUGAAAUCUGAGAAAGAAGAGCAGGAUCGGAAUUUCAAUGGCGAAUUGGAAUGUAUGACAAAAGAGACAGACAAACUGGCUUUGAAAAUGAAAAGUCUUAAAGAAGAUCUUUCUGCUAAGAAUAAACAUUCAAAGGAACUAGAGAAGGAGAUCAGAAGUCUAAAAUCCAAACUGACUUCACAAACAAAAGCUGCUGAGACAAAGGACAGAGAAAUGGAAGAACUGAUGGGAGAGAAGGAAAAGAGUCAUCAAGAACUACAGGAGCUGCAGUCUGUGUGUGAGGAACUGCGAGUUAGCAUGGAGAAAGAGAAGAACUUGUGUGAAGAAGCAAAAUCUGAGGUCCAGGAUAUGAAGAAACAGUAUGAUGAUAUUGUAAAGCAGAAAGAAAGCACAGAGAAAAGAUGUGAACAUGAAGUACAGGAGCUUAUGACAACAAUGGAGAAGUUUCACCAGACAAAUGCUAAGCUUGUGGGGGACAAAGACAAGGAAAUAGAGAAACUGAAGAAAGAAAUCAGUCGAAGCAAGGAUCUUUCAAAAUCAGAGACAAAUGCUCACAUACUGGAACUACAAAGUGAAGUAGAUCAGGUCCAAAAUCUUUUGGCUGAAUAUAAUGAAAAAUUGAAAUCUUUACAAAGUGAAAAUGAAGACUUGCACACUAGAGCUGAAAAGUUUGAAGAUGGCAUCAAAGAGAGAGAUGAACUGGUGUCAAAAUGUCAAGCUGAGGUAGAAACAAUGAAGAACAAAAUGAAAUCUUAUGAAGAGGAUAUGAGUAAUGUGGAAAAAGAAAACAAAGAAUACAAGGAAAAAAUCAGGAGAUAUGAGAAUGACUUAUAUGAUAAGGAAUCUGAAAUUCAGGAACUAAUGACCAAGAUGAAUGACUUGAAAGUAGAAAAGAGAGAGUCCAAUACAUCAUUAAAACUAAAGAAAAAGGCAAAUAAUAAUCAGAGCAUUAAGGAGAAUGUUCUUUUGACACCAAAGAUACAGGAUGUAUCGGAAGAACACACAGUUUUGAGUAAAGUCAGCAACAAUAUAAGAGUGACACCUAAAGUUCCUCAACUGAGUAAAGAGAAUCAGUGCACUACACCAAAAUAUACUCCAACUCUGAACAAGGAGAGUGCAUUAAAAAGACCAAGUCCUAAUGCUAACAAGGCAGCCACUCCUGUGUCAUCUGUGCUGAAAACUCCACAGCGAAGCAUUUUAAAGCCAGAAAGUGGAAACUCGAUUGUCAAAAAGAGGAGAGUUGUGUUUGCUUCAGAUGAUGAUGAAGAGAGGUCUGACUCCUCUUCAUCUGAAAUGAUGGAAGUGGAGAUGGAUGAAAUUGAGAGUCGAUUGAAGACAAUAACUCCAAAGAGAACACCACUAUUGUUGAAACCGUCUCCCAAAGUGAAAACACCUGAUAGAAAUCUGAACUAUGACAGUGAUGAUGAGGAGACAAGAACUCCAAAACAGUUACAGUUAAAUCGGGUGCCCAGAGCUCCAUCCAUGCUAAACCAAACAAGAAGAAAACAAGAAAUUGCUAAGGCUCAGAGGGCCACUCAGGAAGUAAAUAAGGAUCCUCAAUCAGAAAAGUCUCAAAACAUCAGAAAAGCUCCCACAAAACCUCCAGGAAAAUUUUUCUUGACUUCUCCAAAGGAGAGGUUGAAGAAUCAAAAGAGUAACUCAAAGCUGUCCAAACUGAAGAGGACUGAGGAUUCUUGGUUUGAAAUGGAUUCUAUUUUUGGAUUUGAAGACUAAGCAUUGUAUGAUUUAUUUUUAUAUUGUCCUUAAAGUUGACAGAGAAUGAGUGAGUUCAGAGUUUUUGAAAAGAACUGUGAUGGCCUUUUAUUAAAAUGUGAUACUGAUUUUCUGUGAUACACUUAUUAUUUGUUUUCCUGAUAUUAUAGAUCUGAGGAAUUCUUAAUUGUUCUGAUUCAUUCUAUACAUACAACAAUGUCAUUUGCUUCUUACAUGUAAUUGUUAUUUGUUGUUACAUCUCUGAUCAACUUCUUGAAGCCUGUGAUAAUUUUGUGUAAGUGUUUAUUAAAAAGUUUAUCAUUCCGA